AUUCUGAGAGAUCUUCAGUAGUUUCCUGACUUCUCAGUUAAUAUCAUAUCAACUUGCACAGCAUCCCAAAAAACAACCCUCAACAAGUCAAAAUGAACAAGUUUGUGCUCUUCACUUUCCUCUUCGCCGCCUUCGUGGCCACCAAUGCCCAAUUCUUCGGCGCCGGAGAUGCUUUUGGUCCAGCCAUGUGGAGCCCAUGGCCUCAGCUUGUGGUGGAGAAGGCAGUGCAGAAGGUCCGUGACACGCCCGUGUCCGCCGAGCUGCAGCCACAGCUGGAUCAAGUCGUUGAGGAUCUGGAGGCCGGCCUGGCGCAGUGCGAGGAGCUCCUGCCCCUCAACGUCUACUGGUUCUACAAGCGUUGCGUCGGAGUGCAGCUGAAGAAAGCCUCGAACGCCGCCGCCGCCCUCGAGGCCGCCUCCACCGCCGCCACCACUCAGGCCCCAGCCUAAGGAAUCGUCUGCCACUCUAGCAUCUCUGGCCCAAGGAUUUUUCAUGAUGAUUAUUUAUGUAUAAACGUUAAAUAAAUUGCAAUUCAAAAGUUAA
This is a messenger RNA of Phlebotomus argentipes, 543 nucleotides long. RefSeq lists its product as uncharacterized. The record is from RefSeq and is a predicted model, not a curated record. The coding region runs from base 93 to 449 and encodes 118 amino acids. Lineage: Eukaryota; Metazoa; Arthropoda; Insecta; Diptera; Psychodidae. The transcript is spliced from 2 exons.